AUGGCGGCCGCCGGCAGCGGCUACCUGGUCGGCGCGCCGCCGGGCGCGGCGGCGGCGGCGAUGGCGGCGGCGGCGGCGGCCGCCGCCGCGGCCGGGAGCCCUACGAGCUCGGCCGGCCUGCAGGAUGACGUGCGCACCAUCUUCAUAAGCGGAUUCCCUGCGGAUGUGCGGGACCGCGAGCUGCACAACAUGCUGCGGUACGUCCCGGGCUACGAGGCAUGCCAGAUGAACUGGAAGACGGGGCAGCCGCAGGGCUUUGCGCUAUUCAACUCCCCGACUGCCGCGCGCUUCGCGGCGGACCUCGUCAGCGGCGCCCAGUUUGACGACCAGUCCACCCUCAGGGCGGAGAUGGCGCGCAAAAACAUGUACCUCAAGUCCGCCGGCCCCGGCGGCGCCGGCGGCGCGGGCGGCGCGGGGAUGGGGGGGCUGUUUGCGUCGCCGCUGGGCAGCCCGACGGGUGUGCUGCCGAUGCACCUGGCAGGCCCCCUGCGGCCGGCGAGCUUCAGCCCGGUGACCAACCUGCGGGACAACCCGCCCUGCAACACGCUAUUCAUCGGCAACCUGGGGGACAAUGUGAACGAGGCCGAGCUCCGCGCCCUGAUGAGCAGCCAGCCCGGGUACAGGCAGAUGAAGGUGGUCAAGGGCCCCCGCAGCACCACGGCCUUUGUGGAGUUUUCGGACGUCGCCAGCGCCAUGCUCGUGCACCAGACGCUGCAGGUGGGCUUGCGGGAGCGCGGCACGCCUUGA
Monoraphidium neglectum is the source of this 747-nucleotide messenger RNA. RefSeq lists its product as hypothetical. The coding region runs from base 1 to 747 and encodes 248 amino acids. The record is from RefSeq and is a predicted model, not a curated record. Gene Ontology annotation, molecular function: mRNA binding. The transcript has 6 exons. Lineage: Eukaryota; Viridiplantae; Chlorophyta; Chlorophyceae; Sphaeropleales; Selenastraceae.